AUGAGCAAUAUCUUGACCACGCAGAACAGCAUCACAGAUUUAAACUGGGUUGACAGUGAUUGGCACCGAUAUCCACCUAUGAGCAACAUCGCCACCCCGUUGACCAGCCACACUUCUCAAGACAAUCAACGCCGCCAACAAGGCUCCGUCGCAGACGUCUUAUCGACCACAUCGCGCUCAGUCCGCCCGUCUAACACAGACCAAUACAUGCACUCAACGAGUUCAUCACGCGGAGGACGCGUAUCACCCGGGGAGAGUUUGCUUUCCAGGGAUCCCCCCCGAUCAGCAUCUCAGACAUCCCAGCGCCUUCCUCCCAUGUCCCCGCUGGACACUCCCAGAAGUUACCACACCCCACAAUUCGAGUCAGGGAGUCUGAGUUCCAACUGGCCACUUCCGGAAGUGCGCCAGCAGGCUGCGCAACAAAAUGGCACUAUGCAGACCGGAAGCCGUUCUGGGUCUACUGUUCCUGGUACUACUAUGUCGCAGUCGACUUUUCAGCGAGCUGGGAUACCUCGUCCGGGUUCGACUGUCCCUCUGAUGAUGGGUUCUCGACCCACGUCGAUGUAUUCUGAUUCUUCUUCCGCGUCUUCUAGUCUUGUUUCCGCCCCAAUGAGUCGUUCCAACUCUACCUCUUUCCAACAAUCUGGCGGCAUGUCUCGAUCUAACUCCGUCUCUCAGCCGUCUUUUCAGCAAUCUGGCAUGCAGUCUGGCGGUGGCAUGUCCCGUUCUGAUUCCACCUCUCAGCCAUUGCUCCAACAAUCUGGAGGCAUGUCCGGCUACUCUAAUUCUCAGUCGUUUCAACAGUCUGGCAUGCAGUCUGGUGGCAUGUCUAACUCUAAUCCUCAGUCAUUUCAACAAUCUGGCAUGCAGUCUGGUGGCGGCAUGCGUUCUAAUCCUAGCGCCCAACAAUCAUUUCAGCCAUACGAUAUGCCCCGUUCUAAUUCCAACGCUCAAACGUCUUUUCAGCCCAUCCCCUACGACAUGCCUCGAAACCCUAUUUCCAAUUCCAAUUCGCAACCUAGCGGCAUACUCAAGAAUUCCAACACUCAGCAAUCUUUCCAAUUAUACGACAUGCCUCGGAAUUCUAAUUCCAAUUCUAAUUCUCAGCCUUAUUUUCAACAAUCCGGGGGCAUAUCGGGCGGUGGCAUGCCGAAGUCCAAUUCUAACACCCAACAACCUUUCCAACAAUACGACAUGCCUCGAAGCUUCAAUCCCAAUCAUAAUUCCCAACCGUCCUAUCAACAAUCGACCAUGGGCUCUGGCGGGAUGUCUGGAAUGCAGUCCGGUGGUAUGCCCAAGUCAAAUUCUCACGCCCAACAAUCUUUCCAACAAUACGACAUACCUCGGAGCUCUAACUCUAAUUAUAAUUCCCAGCCGUCCUAUCAACAAUCGAGCAUGUCUAGUAUGGGCUCUGGCGGGAUGUCUGGAAUGCAGUCCGGUGGUAUGCCCAAGUCCAAUUCUAACACCCAACAAUCCUUCCAACAAUACGACAUGCCUCGAAGCUCUAAUUCUAAUUCUAAUUCCCAGCCGUCCUAUCAACAAUCGAGCAUGUCCAGCAUGGGCUCUGGCGGGAUGUCUGGAAUGCAGUCCGGUGGUAUGCCCAAGUCUAUCUCUAACGUCCAACAGUCUUUUCAACCAUCUGCUGGCAUGUCUGGCAUGCAGUCCAGCGGGAUGCCUAGCGGUGGCGUGCCCAAGUCCAACUCCGUCUCUUUCCAACAACCACUGCCAGGCGGGGCCUCUUCUGUAAAGCAACAAACGGCCAUGAACACCCAAGCUAACAAGAUGGCCUCCACGCCGCUUCCUAGCCUCGUGGCUCCGAUUCCCAGUUUGGGUUCUACCAUGCCUUACGACAUGCCACGCUCAGGUUCCACUAUUCCUUACAAUAAUCCUCGUUCGGGCUCUACCAUGCCCUUCGACGUCCCUCGUUCAGGCUCUGCCUUGCCUCGUUCGAGCUCUACCACGCCUUACGACAUCCCUCGUCCAGGCUCUGCAUUGUCUCGUUCGGGUUCUACCAUGCCUUACGACAUCCCUCGUCCAGGCUCUGCAUUGUCUCGUCCGGGUUCUACCAUGCCUUACGACAUCCCUCGUCCAGGCUCUGUAUUGUCUCGUUCGGGUUCUACCAUGCCUUACGACAUCCCUCGUCCAGGCUCUGUAUUGUCCCCCACAGUCUAUAUGCCGCAGACAUGUCUCGGUUCGUCUGGAUUCUCCCCCUCGGCGUUCCAACAAUCCGGGAUGCCGCGUUCAGCUGGGUAUAACUAUGGUAGCAUACCACAACAAUCUUUCCAGCGUUCGAAUUCUGGGUAUUACCCCCAACCAUCGUCGCAUUAUGGAUCUUACCCUCCCUCAGCAUUUCAGCAAGGCGGGGUACCUCGUUCUGCAGGAUACGUACCCCAUCCAGCUGCGCAGAGAUCUUAUUCCCAUUCCGGGGCUGUUCAACAGGCCGGCAUUCAGCCCAUUCCUCAAAUGGGCAAACCGUCCUCGUCCUAUUCACUUUCUGGGUUUUUCCCUGACCAAACUUCCCGACGUCAUUCCAGUAAUUCAUUCGGGAACUAUCGUUCCACUUCGCGCGGACGUUCAAGCUCACGAGGAACCUCUCGCUCCAGACGUUCUCGUUCCAGGAGCUCGCGUGGUGCAAGUCGGCGGGGUUCUCGAUCUUCGAGUCGAUCGACUACUUCCCGUUCUUCGUCCCGCCGGGUGCGUAGUUCGCGCUCCUCGGGGAAAAGCUCAAAGAAAAGCUCGAAACGGCGCUCGGGGAGGAAAGGGAUGUCAAUUGUUUAUGGGACGGGGUAUACUACUGUUCACCCGAACGCGACUAGCCCUACGGUGAUCCAGCCAUCGCCUACUGAGCCGAUCGUGGUGCCGCUCCAUGGGGGGAAGCGGGGGUAUAUGGUCGUUCCGCCGAUUGGGAUGAACUUGCAGGUUUAUGACACGCGGAAUUUGAAGCCGAAACAGCACAAGAGCACGAGACUGAAAAAGCAUCAUGUUCAAGGUGAGAAAAAGUCGUUGAUGGGGAAGCUCGCGGGCGGGCUUGUCGCGCCGUUCAAUGGGGGGGAGAGAGGGAGGAGUAGGAGUCGGAGUAGAUCGCGAGUGCGGAGGACUGUUUCUGUGUACUAA
Molecule: messenger RNA, 3114 nt
Organism: Laccaria bicolor S238N-H82
Lineage: Eukaryota; Fungi; Basidiomycota; Agaricomycetes; Agaricales; Hydnangiaceae
Exons: 2
Coding region: 1-3114 (1037 amino acids)
Source: RefSeq, a predicted model, not a curated record